Messenger RNA from Elephantulus edwardii (Cape elephant shrew), 1056 nucleotides. RefSeq names its product THO complex 3 (gene THOC3). Lineage: Eukaryota; Metazoa; Chordata; Mammalia; Macroscelidea; Macroscelididae. The transcript is spliced from 6 exons. Gene Ontology annotation, biological process: mRNA export from nucleus. Gene Ontology annotation, cellular component: THO complex part of transcription export complex. Gene Ontology annotation, molecular function: protein binding. Bases 1 to 1056 code for a protein of 351 amino acids. The record is from RefSeq and is a predicted model, not a curated record.
AUGGCUCUUCCGACCGCGGCCUUGGGGGCCUCUGUCCUGGGCCCAAGUGGUCCUGGCUCGAUGGCCCCGUGGUGCUCAGUAACCGGUGGCCCAUCGCGCUACGUGCUUGGGAUGCAGGAGCUUUUUCGGGGCCACAGUAAGACGCGCGAGUUCCCAGCUCACAGCGCAAAAGUGCACUCUGUGGCCUGGAGCUGCGACGGGAGACGCCUGGCUUCAGGCUCCUUCGACAAGACAGCGAGCGUCUUCUUGCUCGAGAAAGACCGGUUGGUCAAAGAAAACAAUUAUCGGGGACAUGGGGAUAGUGUGGACCAGCUUUGCUGGCAUCCAAGCAAUCCUGACCUCUUUGUCACUGCGUCUGGAGACAAAACCAUUCGAAUCUGGGAUGUGAGGACUACGAAAUGCAUUGCCACCGUGAACACUAAAGGGGAGAACAUCAAUAUUUGCUGGAGUCCCGAUGGGCAGACAAUUGCUGUAGGCAACAAGGAUGAUGUGGUGACCUUCAUUGAUGCCAAGACACAUCGUUCCAAAGCAGAAGAGCAGUUCAAGUUUGAGGUCAACGAAAUCUCCUGGAACAAUGACAAUAAUAUGUUCUUCCUGACAAAUGGCAAUGGUUGUAUCAACAUUCUCAGUUAUCCAGAGCUGAAGCCUGUGCAGUCCAUCAACGCCCAUCCUUCCAACUGCAUUUGCAUCAAGUUUGACCCCAUGGGGAAGUACUUUGCCACAGGAAGUGCAGAUGCUUUGGUCAGCCUCUGGGAUGUGGACGAGUUAGUGUGUGUGCGGUGCUUUUCCAGGCUGGAUUGGCCUGUGAGAACACUCAGUUUCAGCCAUGAUGGGAAAAUGCUGGCAUCAGCAUCGGAAGAUCAUUUUAUUGACAUCGCUGAAGUAGAGACAGGAGACAAGCUAUGGGAAGUGCAGUGUGAGUCCCCGACCUUCACUGUGGCCUGGCACCCCAAAAGGCCUCUGCUGGCCUUUGCCUGUGAUGACAAAGAUGGCAAAUAUGACAGCAGUCGGGAAGCAGGGACGGUGAAGCUCUUUGGGCUUCCUAAUGAUUCCUGA